This is a messenger RNA of Wyeomyia smithii (pitcher-plant mosquito), 3095 nucleotides long. RefSeq names its product AP-2 complex subunit mu (gene AP-2mu). The transcript is spliced from 7 exons. NCBI's taxonomy places the organism in Eukaryota, Metazoa, Arthropoda, Insecta, Diptera, Culicidae. Gene Ontology annotation, biological process: clathrin-dependent endocytosis; intracellular protein transport. Gene Ontology annotation, cellular component: AP-2 adaptor complex; cytoplasmic vesicle. Gene Ontology annotation, molecular function: clathrin-cargo adaptor activity. The record is from RefSeq and is a predicted model, not a curated record. The coding region runs from base 311 to 1627 and encodes 438 amino acids.
CGUCACCCGAGAGUGGCUGCGUAACGGAAUGAAAAUUUGAUUGUGUCAUUUUGGUCAUUUAAUUUCAUUACGCUAAAAGUCUGACGAAGAAAAUUUGAUUUUCUCUGAUGUAGUGUUGUUUUUCGAUUAGUUUCAGUUGAAAAUGAAGUAAACGCUACUGCAGGGUAUUGCACUCGUUACUUCUGACUACCGUUCAAAAGCUGUCCUUUGAAACUGAACCCAGCGAAUAAAUUCAUCGACGUCGUUGGAAGCACACUGGACGGUACCGAAAGGAACCUUCCGAUCGAAUCGGAAGGCGUAGCAGAAGAAAAUGAUCGGCGGACUUUUUGUUUACAAUCAUAAGGGGGAAGUGCUGAUAUCUCGCGUGUACCGUGAUGACAUCGGACGAAACGCGGUCGAUGCGUUCCGGGUGAACGUGAUCCAUGCCCGGCAGCAGGUCCGAUCGCCGGUGACGAACAUCGCCAGAACGAGCUUCUUUCACAUCAAGCGAGCAAAUAUUUGGCUAGCCGCAGUCACAAAGCAAAAUGUGAAUGCUGCUAUGGUGUUUGAGUUUCUGCUGAAGAUAAUCGACGUGAUGCAAUCAUAUUUUGGCAAGAUUUCGGAGGAAAAUAUCAAAAAUAACUUUGUGCUUAUCUACGAACUGUUGGACGAAAUUCUUGAUUUUGGCUAUCCGCAGAACUCGGAUACUGGAGUUUUGAAAACUUUUAUCACCCAGCAGGGUGUAAAGACUGCGACGAAGGAAGAACAGGCGCAGAUUACUUCGCAGGUGACGGGUCAGAUUGGUUGGCGCCGCGAGGGUAUCAAAUAUCGUCGCAACGAACUAUUCCUUGAUGUGCUUGAAUAUGUUAACCUGCUCAUGAGUCCGCAGGGGCAGGUUCUGUCCGCUCACGUAGCUGGCAAGGUGGUGAUGAAGUCAUACCUUUCGGGUAUGCCGGAAUGUAAGUUUGGAAUCAACGACAAAAUAGUUAUGGAAGCCAAGGGGCGUAGUGGCAUUUCAGGCAACGCAGACAACGAGGCUUCACGCUCGGGCAAACCGGUAGUUGUAAUCGACGACUGCCAGUUUCAUCAAUGCGUAAAAUUGAGUAAAUUCGAAACGGAGCACUCGAUUAGCUUCAUCCCUCCGGACGGUGAGUUCGAGCUGAUGCGCUACCGUACGACAAAGGACAUUUCGUUGCCAUUCCGGGUGAUCCCUCUGGUGCGGGAGGUUGGACGCACGAAAAUGGAGGUUAAAGUUGUUCUCAAAUCGAACUUUAAGCCAUCACUGCUAGGGCAGAAGAUAGAGGUAAAGAUUCCAACACCGCUCAACACGUCCGGAGUGCAGUUGAUCUGCUUGAAGGGCAAGGCAAAAUAUAAGGCAUCCGAGAAUGCGAUCGUGUGGAAAAUAAAACGAAUGGCUGGUAUGAAGGAAACGCAACUAUCUGCUGAGAUUGAGCUGCUGGAAACGGAUACGAAGAAAAAAUGGACACGGCCUCCGAUUUCAAUGAACUUUGAGGUUCCGUUCGCGCCAUCUGGCUUUAAGGUGCGCUAUUUGAAGGUGUUUGAGCCUAAACUGAACUACUCCGACCAUGACGUUAUUAAAUGGGUGCGAUACAUCGGGCGCAGCGGACUGUACGAAACACGAUGCUAAGAACAUUUUGCAUCGACUAUCACCUGCUUCACCAACUGACUCGAUAUUCGUGGUAUUCUAGUAAUAUUGAUAGGAACGAAUUGAGAAUGAAUAUAAGACAACUACUAUUACAUUGUUCAAUAAUAACUAUCUAUCAUGGUAUAAGUUUAAACGAAUUUUCAUCGGAAAUCGAAUUUCGUACAACUGUCAUUCGAGGUUACAAAAAUUGAACCGAUAGAUAUACAAACAUUUGCAUUGAUUGUGAGACAAUUUAUUGUGAAAUAUGUAUGCAUAUAAACAAGAAAAUAUUGGACCCAUAGUUAUCUAAUAUCUUUAUAAAAACGAAAAGCUCCUUAUUCCUGUUUUAGGACUGUAUUACAAGAAUUUAAAAAAAAUAUAUUAAUACAUUUAGCUCCACCCAAAAAGAAACCGAAUAAAUGUAGAUCAUUAGGAAUUAUUGGAUAAAUGAUGCUAUUCUAGAGUAUUUGCAAAUAUCAUUAAACUGUACGCUAGCGAAUAGCAAAUGAAUGCUUUCCAUUUUCACUAUGUUACAGCUUGUCCGAUUUGUCAAAUAGUUCAGAAUCUCAAAUACGCAAAAAAGUUUAUUUUGUCCAACUUGUUACUACUGUGUCUUGAUCUGUAUAUAUAAAGAGCAUGAUUUACCCAUCAGGCAUUGACUAUUGUUUCACACACACUAUCCAUUCCAUUUACUUUUUUGCCUUUCAUCCGCUCAACUGUUGGUUCCUAACCAGCGAAUUAUAGAAAAAAUUAAAUACAAUAAGAAAUAAUGGCGAAUCGAAACAUGAAAUUGUACAAAAAGAAAUAAAAAGCAACGUGCAGUAGCGCAAAUAGCCGUAUCGCUGUAACCGUGAGCCAUAUAUACUCUUUUCAAGCGCUGCCAACGCUGCGUUAUCCUCGAACAAAAAAAUGUGCUGAUAGUAACUGUAUGUCAAAACUUCAACUAAAUCAAGUGUAAUAUUGCUGUUAAGUUUUACACCAGCCGACACAAUCGAAGCAACUAGUAAAUAAAAGCUGGAAAACAAAAACUCACAAUCAUUCGAAACAAAUGUGAAGAAAUAAAAAAAGAUCAAACGUGAACGACGGCCGUGAACCAUAAUAUCAACAGCUGCAGAUUUUAGAUUGGAUUAUCACCUUACGUUUACAUAGUAAUCUAAAUUCACGUAGAAAACGAUGCAAAGUUAAGCCAAAUGUAACGUUUUUUCUAAUGCAUGGGAUACACCUGGGCGUCGUCGAUUUAUUCGCUCUUAUUCGAAACAGCACUAUUUUGGCCCAUUCGUUCUGCUGCGUGCGAGUGCAUAUUGCCGUUCGAAAAAAGAAAAAAAAAACAUCCCUAAGCAGAGGGAAUCGCAACAUGGGAUGCUGUACAUCCUCAUAUAUGAUGCUAUUGAAUAAUUAUGCUAUGGAUCUAUUAAAUUAUCAGACAAAAAACGACAUACGAUGGAAUAAAUUGAUGAACAUAGUUGUUGAA